UUUGAGAACAUGACGACUAUCAGACAUGGUCUCCUCAGCUUGUUGGUGUUUACACUCUGGAUAAAAGGUCUAACUGAUGGAAGUGAUGUCUAUCAGACCCCCAUCCUGUGGAAAGAUAAGGGUGAUGCUGCAAUCAUGCAAUGUAACCACACUAAAGGUGCAACAUAUUUCCAGAUGUACUGGUUCAGACAACUGCCAGGAAAAAUGAUGGAAUUAAUCGUGUUCACAACUACAGCCAAACAGGAUAAUGACUUUGGAGAUUUCAGCAAAGACAAAUAUUCAGCCACAAAGUCUGAACCUGAGAGAGGAACGUUCACGGUGAAGAACCUGCAGCCAGAAGAUAAAGGCUUGUACUUCUGUGCUGUGAGUGAACACAGUGAUGCAGCGUACUUCGGCCAAGGAACCAAACUGACAGUUUUAGAGGGCGACCCAAAGGAACCAACCGUGCAAGUUCUUGGACCUUCAAAAAAGGAGUGCCGGAGCGACUGGGACCUGCAGAAGAAGAAGACCUUGACCUGCGUGGCCUCCGACUUCUACCCCGACCACGUCAGCGUGUCCUGGCAGCUCAACGGCGUCAGCAUCACCGUCGGCGUGGCGACGGACAGCGACGCCACCAAGAGCAAGACGUCCACGUCCUACAGGAUCAGCAGCCGGCUGCAGGUCUCUGCUGAGGACUGGUACGACCCCAACAAUCUCUUCAACUGCACCGUCAGCUUCUACAAUGGAACAGAGACCAGCUACCACCAUGCCAACAUCACAGGUGAGGAGGACGAUCACCUGACCAGAAAGGAAUAUCUGACGGUCACCGGGAACGCCAAGCUGUCCUACACAGUUCUGAUCGUGAAGAGCUGCGUCUACGGGGCCUUCGUGUGGUUCCUGGUCCGGAGGCUGCAGAGUUCGCCUGGGAAGUAGAAUCUCCUGGAAUCUUCUGGAAAGUAGAAUCUCUUGUAGCCUUUUUCUUCCGUUUUUGCUUACGAUGUAUGCAGUGUAGCUAGAAGAGCGUUUGGCCCAAAUAUCUGCAGUUUUCUUUGCUCCACAUUUGACUGGAGGCCAGCGGAUCUCCGUAGACC
Molecule: messenger RNA, 1070 nt
Organism: Cololabis saira (Pacific saury)
Lineage: Eukaryota; Metazoa; Chordata; Actinopteri; Beloniformes; Belonidae
Product: immunoglobulin lambda-1 light chain-like
Exons: 7
Coding region: 10-912 (300 amino acids)
Source: RefSeq, a predicted model, not a curated record